AUGUCUUUCAUCAAAGACACUUUCACCAAAGUUAAAACCGAAAUUGAACAUUUUGGUGAAAAAGAAUGGCAUAAUUGGGGCCAAAAUCAGAAAUGUACACCUGAUGAAAUUUUUCGUCCUGUAAAUUUGCAUGAUUUAAAAAAAAUUGUCAAAAAAGCAAAGGAAAAUAAUAAAAAAAUUCGAUGUGCUGCUGCAGGUCAUACUUGGAGUAGCUUUAGCGUUACUAAUGGAUAUUUAGUAAUAGUUACUGAUUUGAAUGAUAUUGAGAUUCAAUAUAAUGAAAGAUUGAAAACUUGGACAGUUACCACCGAAGCAGGUGUAUACCUUAAAGAUCUCGAUGAAAAAUUAAGGAAACAUGACCCUCCAUUGACAUUGGAUGCUGCAACUGUAUUGAAUACUGUGACAACAUCUGGCAUUGUGUCGACGGGCUCUCAUGGUGCGAGAUGUAUAAAUUCAACCAUCCCAGAAAAAGUUAUCUCUUUUCAAAUUGUAACUGCCGAUGGUGAACUUCGUGAGUUCUCUGAUGAGAUAGAUCCUGUUGAAAUGAGUGCCGCUAGAAUCAGUUUUGGUCUCUUAGGAAUUAUAUAUAAGCUCACUCUUAAAGUCGAACCAAUGUUUAAUCUCGUAAUGAAAGAUACCUUCCCUGCAAUUUCAGAUUAUUGGGAACCAGCAAACCUCAAAAAUGAUGUAUUGAAUAAUGAUAGCGUUGAAAUUUUCUAUUGGCCAUUCAAUACACCAGGUCUUGAAGGAAAAAAUGAUAAACUUUGGGUAAAAACUUGUAAGAGAACCGAUUUGAAUGCUACGGAGAUUCAAAAAGAAGUGAAAUUGGUGUCGGCCUACCAAAAUUUUGAACUCGAAUUUGGGGAUCACAUUUAUGAACACCUUAUUAAAUUUCCGGAAUCUACCCCAUACAUUACUCACCUUCUCUUUAAAACUGGUGUUGAAUAUGAAAGUGAAAACAUUAUACCAGCUCCUGAUGCAAUUCAUUAUCAGAAAGGUAUUGAUCACAUUCCUUGUAUGGACCUUGAGUUUGCUAUCAAGAUUAACCAUCGUAUACCAACUAACAAUUAUACUAUAAAAAUCAAGGAUUUUUCAAAUGUCAUCGACGAAGUCAAUUACAUUGUUAAACGGCUUUAUGAAUUUGCUACAGAUAAACAAUAUCCAUUAAAUCUUACAGUAGAAUUUCGAAUCAACAAGGCAUCUAAAUGUUUGCUCGCUUCAACGUAUGACGAAGACCCAGAUGCAUAUUAUUGUUUACUUGAAAUUUUAUCUAUUAAUGGUACUCAAGGUUUCCUUGAUUUUUCAAGUGAGCUAGCCGAAAGAUGGAUGAGUAAAUAUAAUGCUCAACCGCAUUGGGGUAAAAUGUGGGAACAUGUACCUGGUAUUAUUCCAUAUGUACGUAAACAUUUGGGAAAACGUUUGAAUGAGUUUGAAAGGAUCAGGGCGAAAUAUGAUCCUGAUGAACACAAAAUACCCAAUAUAUCUAGGAGUAAAACCUCAAACAGUUCAAUAAUAACAAAGGCUAAAGCCCUUGUUUCAGCAAAGAGAAAGGCUACAAAAGCUUUACUUCAAGAACAACCAAAUAAAAAAUACAAAAUUAUAGAUUCUCUUAACAAAGAAGUCAAGAUUAAAGGCUCUUCUGGUCUUCAAUACACAGAACCUAAACCAAACACAAGUAUUUUGCUUACAAAUCCCAUCAAAAAUACAAAGAAAUAUGAGUUAACUACUAGCAAGGAAAAACUGGGUAAACAAAACAACAAAGCAAUGCAUGUGUCUGAAAAGGUUCCAGAAAGUUCUGCAUCAUUAAGUCAUGUAGAAACACUACCUAAAAGUCCUGAACCUUCUCCCACUACAAAAGAUCCUGUAUUACCUUUGCAAGAAGAACCAGCAAUAACUAAAAUACAAGAGAAACUUUCAAAAGAAAACAUUCCUGUUUCAAACUUGGAAGAAAACCCCAAAGAGAAUACUGAAAACUCAGCUAAUCUUAAUACAAUGAUGAUACACACAGAAGAGGCAACUAAGAAGAAUGAUAAAACUGAUGACAAACUAGAAUCUCUCUAUAUUCAAGAAGAAAUAGAAAAUCAAU
Molecule: messenger RNA, 2086 nt
Organism: Dentiscutata erythropus
Lineage: Eukaryota; Fungi; Glomeromycota; Glomeromycetes; Diversisporales; Gigasporaceae
Source: the annotation of a GenBank genome assembly